AUGUCAGAUUCGAAAUCUGAAGCUAAUUCGACACCCUCGCAAAAACCAAUACCUAAAAUCAAAGAUAUUUCAUUAAUGAAAGCUUGGAAAGAGUCCAAGGCUUAUCGAGAAUAUACAUUAUUUGUUCAAUCAUUGAAUCGUGCAGUUCAUGGUCGAAAAAAUUCGGAUUCGGUACCAAUUUCAUCUACUCUUGACAAACUGAUGAAUUUACUCAAUCAACUUGAUUCGUUCAUUGAUCAAUGUCCACCGAAAGGUCGAUCGCGUUUUGGCGAUGCGGCUUAUCGUGAUUGGCAUGCGAAACUUGAACAGGAAAGUGAACGAUUGUUGAAAGAAGCAUUACUCGAACAAUAUCAUCAGUAUAUAGAAGAAUUAAAUGGAUAUUUGUGUGAUUCGUUUGGAAAUAGUACUCGAUUAGAUUAUGGAACAGGUCACGAAUUGGCUUUUGCAUUAUUUAUUCUAUGUUUAUGUAAAAUUGAAGCACUUACAGAACAAGAUAGUCAAGCUAUUGUAUUGAAAUUAUUUGCACGUUAUUUGGAUUUAUGUCGACGAUUACAACGAACAUAUUAUCUCGAACCAGCUGGAUCAAAAGGUCAAUGGUGUUUAGAUGAUUAUCAAUUUUUACCAUUCCUUUGGGGUUCAUCACAAUUAACAGAUGAUGGUCCAAUUGAACCAAAACAAGCAAUUGAUGAACGAUUCUAUCGUGAUUUGUCCAAUGAUUAUUUAUAUUUAGGCGCAAUUAAAUAUAUCAAUGAAGUUAAAACAGGUCCUUUUUUCGAACAUUCAAGUACACUCUAUGAUAUAUCGAAUGUUGCACAUUGGUCGAAAGUCAAUCAAGGAAUGCUGAAAAUGUAUUAUGGAGAAGUUUUAGAUAAAUUUCCAAUUGCUCAACAUAUUCUUUUCGGAAAUUUAAUCUCAUUUGAUCCAACACCGAAACCAACUGGAGAAGGUCUCUUUAAAAAACCAGCACCUGUUGUUAGUCAAUAA
Messenger RNA from Adineta ricciae, 984 nucleotides. The record is from the annotation of a GenBank genome assembly. Lineage: Eukaryota; Metazoa; Rotifera; Eurotatoria; Adinetida; Adinetidae.